CAGUAAUAUUUUGCGCUCAGGUCAUAAGUCAUGACUUAAGGAUUUCGUAUUUACAUUUCGUGUAAUUGGAGAUAAGUCUUGCAAAGAUUCAACACUUCAAGAUCCAAGAUGGCCGACCCGGGAAAUUCAUCAUUCGACAGAUUUAAAGCUACAUGACUGUCAUAGGUUCUGACUUAUAUCAUCAUUCUCAACGGAAAUUUUAAGUUACGUCUGAUUUUUUGGAGAAAAAAGUUGUGCAAUGUAGAAUGUGAUGUGAAAUAUUCUCAUUGGGUUGUGAAAGACACUGUUUCGGAUCGUAUUACUCCAGUCAACAUCUCAGCCGAAUCUGAUGGAUUAUGGAUUUAAACGAUAAAGCAAAAAUGAUGUCCAACGGAAAACAGAACGAACUCGUCAUGAGCCCGAUUUCCGGGUCGGGCACUAUUUUAGACUCGCCCGUCUCAAACGGAGUCAAUGGCGGCGCGGCGCCAAAGGUCAAGCGGAAGGACUACAGCAGCGCCACCUUUGCAAAAACUAUGCUGGCUUUCACGCAGACGACGACAUGUCAUGGAGUACGCUUUAUUUGCCAGAAGGGGUCGUUUUUAUUUAGAAGAGGUUUCUGGCUGCUAGCGUUCCUCGCUGCCGUCUGCAUCCUCGUCGUACAAGUGGUGGACCGCAUCACGUAUUUCUACAGCAACCCAUACAAUGUCAAGGUGGAGGUUAACUUUAACCAUUCCAUGAAGUUUCCCGUCAUCGCCAUUUGUAAUCAGAAUGAAUUCAAAAUUACGGAGGCUGUGAAGAACGACCGACGCGCCCUCAUCAAUGACCUGUACGGCCAGAAGUUGAACCUCUCUCGCCUCUUGGACACCUGCCGUAAGUGCGACAGGACGGCGCACCCCAACGGUUGUCCGUGUGAGUUGGAUCUCACAUUAGAUAAUCUGUAUUUUGAACUGGCACACCGGAAAGAAGACAUGAUUGUGAGUUGUAAGUGGAACCGUAUGAGCUGCAGUCCUGACGACUUUGAGAUCACAUUGACAGACCAUGGUAUAUGCUUUGAAUUCAACGGUGCCGAGGAUGAUAGCAAAGCAAGGCUGGCGUCUGGUGCAGGAACGGAACAUGGCCUACAACUCGUCCUUAACAUUGAGCAAUACGAGUACAUGUUAGGAGAGCAUGACUCGGCAGGUUUGAAGAUCUUACUCUAUUCCAACCGCGAAGUACCAAUGGUGACCUACUUAGGUCAGGGUGUGGCACCAGGGACUCGGACCUUUGUGGGGACGACAGUCACCGUGAUGGACCGACUCCCCAAACCACAUGGCAACUGUACCAAACAGGAGGAACUCCAAUAUUACUCUAAAUACACUGAAAUGGCUUGUAAGAAGGAUUGCCAAGCUGUGGAUUUCAUCGCCAGGUGUGGCUGUAGACAGUCUUCGCUGUGGAGAUCAGACACUAUCCCCAUCUGUACGAUCAAGCAGACACUCGAAUGCUACGAGAAACACUCAGAACAUUUUCAAAUGCCCUCCAUAGGCAUCUCCACCGAGCACGCUGCCGCCAACUGUUCAAAGUGCGAGUCUCCCUGUAACUCUGUUUUCUACCAACCAAACUUCUCAUAUCUAAAGACCUCGAACUUCGAUGUGGACAGAAACCUGGCUGAGCUAGACCAUGCCACUCUCCUGGCCCGCUACACCAAGGCCAGGGAUACUGUGAGCGCCACGGACAAGCGGACCCUGACCAAGGACUUCAAACUACUCAACACCCUGAUAGAUGCAGCGGCACAAGUGGAGCAUUUCCUCACCGCAGAGGAUUCUGGGACAUUCUGGGGCAACGACCUUAUUUCAAAGACAAGAAUGUUUGGUUUCCAAGGAUACAGGAAUGUUGCUAACAUGGCUGGCGGACUGGGCAGGUACACGGAAAAGAUCGCAGGUUACUUCAGGGAAAGGCGAGAACUCGUGGAACAGCUGUUUGCAAGGGGAGUGCAGAUCGUCAAGGAACACACCUUGGACGAGGUCUCGUUGAAUAUCGCGAGAUAUGCGGAAGACGUGCGCGCAGAUAUCGUAGCGCUUGCUAACUUCACGAACAGUAAUGAUCCAGCAUUGCGUGAGACCGUGCGGAAACGUUGGUAUGAGCAUGCGUCGAACUUGGUGGCGUCAAAACAAAACGCAGUAAAAAGGUCACGUGAGGAAAUAAAACGUAUCAUCCACGCCUACGAAACUGGCUUUCCCCUCGUCCCGUAUGCUGAUACGGUCAACAAAACUAGACUGGGAUUGAUUCCGACGAACCUACUGAAGGAGGCCGUCUCCUCGGAGAAGGCAAAGCAGAACUUCAAGGACAUGGAAGCCUCCCUCUCGUAUAUCACAGAUACAUUGAAUGCGUUAGACGUUGCGGUUUCAACUGCAUACGGAAGCUACCAGUACGAACCGAAGAAGAUCAACAUUUCCCUUGACUCCCUAACGGCGGCAGUCACCGAGUUCCAUGCGUUCCAAGUCUCCGCGGUUCAGGAUGUGUUCUAUAAAGUGGCGGACAGUGCCACCAGGACUGAGCGGAUCUACCAGGAUAAGAUCCGGACCUUCGACGCGACUGGGGUCAGGGAAGACCUGUCCGAACCCGGCGACAUCAUCAUCAACAGCGCAAAAGAACAGAAAAGCGAAUACAGUUCGUUCAACGCGUCCUUGUCUAUCAUCAGAGGAUACCUCGAGCACCAGACUCCAGGCAAAACAGAUAUCGCCAAGCAUUUCACGAGCCAGGGCAUGACAAUUAAGAUUGCAGACUUCAACACCUACUUCAAGACGAUAAAGCUACAGUUUCGCUCUCUUAUCGCCCGGUAUCUGAAGUAUUAUAACAUCUUCAAGAAGUCGGUCUUGGCGCCCGCCAUUGAGGACCUGGCUGAUCUCAACAAGGCGCAGAUCGACGAAGCUUUCUACAACUACCUGGGGAUACCUUGUACUGAUUUGUUAAACGACACUUCCCCGAGUUGCACACAGUUUGAUAAUCGCUAUAACGCGCUGAGGUUUGAUAUCGACCGCUACCUGAAUGAGACAAUAGGUAGCAAAGACACCAUGUUCUUAGACUCUCUCUACAAAGUGACCAAAGGGUUCACAGGCUAUCUGGAUAAUGGCAAUAUUGACGCUGCCUUCUAUACCGAUAACUUCUUGAGUCUCGACAUCUUCUUCCGUGAAAUGUCGUAUGAGCUGAUCGAGCAGCAGCCUGCUUAUGAUCAGUUUGCGCUCAUCAGUGACAUCGGUGGGUCCAUGGGCCUAUUCGUUGGCGCCAGUGUAUUGACCCUAUGUGAACUGCUGGAUGCCGUCACACUCUAUAUCUACAAACGAUUCAUCAAGAGAGACAGUGUGUCUGAUCACAAACAUUCGAAAUAUUCAACGAAGAAUGGUUUGGCAGGAUAAAAUGUUGGAUGAAGAAUAUUCUGGCGUGCGAGGAAGAGUGUAAAAGGCUACUGUAGUCCAUUUCAGGAGUGGUUAGCGCAGUAAAGUCAUUUCACAGAAUUUCGCUUUAAGUCGAUGUUUCUUUGAGAUUCUCAGUCUUCAAGGUUAGAAGACAAUUUGCUCAACUGCACCCGUGUUUUCUGAGUGAAAUCGCCAGAACUCCGAGAGGCGAUUUCUUGUGAGGUUUAUAGCCCCAUUGGUAGGAGACAUUGAUAUAUGAAAACAAACACCGGGGCCGAGCGUUUUUCAGAUAUGGCGACGUGAAGACGUUAUUUUUGUUUAAGAGGAAAAAGGCUGUGAUCCACCGUGAUAUUAUGCUGGACUGACUCGAAGAUUAGGAUCUUCACCGAAAUGACUCGCUCCGCAUAAGUCAUGGAAUAUGGCGUAGAUAUGUGACUUCAUACCUAUAAUAUACGAGAGCUUCUGUGAGAAUUUUCGGAAUGGUGUGUCUGCCAACAGGUGUUUUUGGUCGGUACUUCUCGCGUGUUUCCGCUGGGUAAAAACGUCGGGGCUACGCGAGACCCCAUUUGCAGUAGCAGCGAGGAGUGACUGGUUUAGACGAUGCGAUAGCUGAUCUUCUAUAUACAUUGAUGCAUGAUGUGGUGGUUAUAAAUAAUCGUUUUACGAAGCUGAAUGAACAAAGUGUAGUUCGGGAAGGUGUGCAGCUUUUAACCUCGGAAGUAUCAUGCACGAGUGUUGACUUUUAACAUGUGUUCAUUUUUUGUCUAGAUUAUCCGACAAUGGGAUGUAAUUGUACUGCUAGCCUUUUGAGUAUAUUGUCUUACCUAUGUGAUGAAAUCCUCGUAUCCAGGCAUCAAGGACGUCAUAUCGCCUAUUGGACCACACUUAGACUAACUUAGCAAUGUUCAUGUCUGUCAGAUCUUCAGUAUAUGGGCCAACUACAUAUUUUUUAUGGCUCAAACUUUAAGUAAACAAUAUCCGUCACAUGUGAGCCAAUCGUUUCUUGAGCGUUUUCAUAUUUGAGUUGAGUUGGGGGAAUAUCUAAAAUUGGCAAGCAGAUUACUUUUUUAAAAUUAAAUUCUUUAAUUAAGAAGUGAGGCCACUUGGCUAUAUAGACCGCUGUUCUGCGGAACUGCAAACUGCUUGCGUGUCAUGUAAAUAUAUAACUGUCCGUAACAAUUAUACCAGAAAGCUGCUGUA
Molecule: messenger RNA, 4571 nt
Organism: Lineus longissimus
Lineage: Eukaryota; Metazoa; Nemertea; Pilidiophora; Heteronemertea; Lineidae
Exons: 14
Coding region: 336-3371 (1011 amino acids)
Biological process (GO): sodium ion transmembrane transport
Cellular component (GO): plasma membrane
Molecular function (GO): ligand-gated sodium channel activity
Source: RefSeq, a predicted model, not a curated record